This is a messenger RNA of Sipha flava (yellow sugarcane aphid), 3983 nucleotides long. Its product is annotated as ATPase family AAA domain-containing protein 2-like. Bases 435 to 3983 code for a protein of 1182 amino acids. Gene Ontology annotation, biological process: positive regulation of transcription by RNA polymerase II. Gene Ontology annotation, molecular function: histone binding; chromatin binding; ATP binding. The transcript is spliced from 19 exons. Gene Ontology annotation, cellular component: nucleus. Lineage: Eukaryota; Metazoa; Arthropoda; Insecta; Hemiptera; Aphididae. The record is from RefSeq and is a predicted model, not a curated record.
AAAACGCGCGCGCCGUGUAGGUUAUGUGUACCAUUGUUGCGUUCGCGCGGCGUUCCGAUUCAACAAUAAUACCUCCUCGACGCGCCAAUUUCUCCUGCCAGUUGUGUUCCUGCAACAGUUUCGCCCCCCUCGCCUCGUGUUCGACUUUCGCCUUAGAAGUUUCCCGUCACACUGCGUUUUAAAGGGUUUUACGAGACAUAAACCUUCCCCUUCCAUCCCCGUUCUAACUUUUUACCCCGUUGUCCUUAUCAUCGUUCUUCAACGGCUUAAAUUAUAUAUGACUUGAUCACCGAUCAGUCUUUCCGUAGACAAUGUUAUCCUGCGGAUAAUUAAAGCGCGUGGACGAGUUCGUUGGUUUUUUUUUAUUCUACGCUUUUCCGUUGCGUCCAGUAUUCAUGCGAUUAAGAACCCUAAAUCGCACUAAAAUGUGAAUAAUGAGAAACAGAAGUAGAAUUACUAGUCAAUCUGACCAAUCGGAUGAUGAUCAAAUUUUCACACCAGUAGUCCAUACUAGAUCAAAAUUUUCAUCAUUGCAUCAUUCACAUGAAAGUAGUCACCAUGAAGGAGAUGAUUCAAAUAACAUAGAAGGAACUAGAAGAAGUACAAGAAAGCGGAAGUUAAAAUAUGAGAAUUAUAGUGAUACCUGGAUUGUCGGUUCUCAGUCACUUAAAGGUUAUCCAAACAUGGUAAAUGUAGAAGAAAAUGUUCCACGUAGAAUUACCAGAAAUCUUAGAUUGAAACAAGUAGUUGUAGAUGAUGAAGAAGAAGAAGAUGAAGCUGAUAAUAAUACUAAUGAACAAGAAAUCCAACAAGAAGAAGAAAUCAUUGCUCCAAUGCAAAGUGGUAAUUCAAAACAACAUGAUAAAAAAAUGUUAAGUUUUGUAUCUGAAAAAAAUGAAAGUCGUCCAAGAACACGAAGAGCUGUAGCUGAAGCUAGUGAUAAAUCUAAUGAUCAUCCAAACGUAGAUUGUGAAGAUUUAUACACUCGUAUUAAACGAACACGAAGAUCAAAUCAAACUAAACCUAUUACUACUGAACAAAGUAGUGAUGAGUCCAUGAGUUCAGAAGAAUUAAAUAAUUUGAGCAAUAUUGAAGAUUAUUUAACAUCCAUCAAUAAGUUGAAUGUUAAAAAGAAAAGGAGAACUAUUAGAUUAAAACAAUGCAGCAUCAGACCAUCUAAUCGACCUAGGUAUUACAGAUACAGUUUACGUAAGGUUAAGCCUACAGUUCAGAGAUUUCAAAUACAUACUGAAAGUAAUACAAGAGCUAUAAAAACUCCUUCAAAAAUGGUAAAUGGGCCAAGGAAACGUCGUGCUUCAUCUUCAUCUGAAUCAAGUUCCUCAAGCUUGUCUGAUAAUGAUUUAGAAACUAUCAAUCAAAGUCAAGUCAUAAAAAAACCCAAAAGUCAUACUAGAGAUGAUAAAAGUAAAAAAAAAACUGCUUUAGAAGAUAUUAAACCUGUUAUCGUAGACAGUGGCAUUGGGUUUCAUAAUGUUGGUGGUUUACAAGAGCAUAUAGAUUGUUUACGUGAAAUGGUGGUUUUUCCUAUGAUUUAUAAAGAUGUAUUUGAAAUGUUCGAACAAAAUCCUGCUAAAGGAGUGAUUUUUCAUGGACCUCCUGGAACUGGAAAAACACUACUUGCCAGAGCUUUAGCCAAUGAAUGCAGUAAAAGUGGCCAAAAAGUUUCAUUUUUUGUACGUAAAAGUGCUGAUGUUUUAUGCAAGUGGGUUGGCGAAUCAGAAAGACAACUAAGACUACUUUUUGAUAAGGCAAAAGAAAUGAAACCUUCUAUAAUAUUUUUUGAUGAACUUGAUGGUUUGGUACCUGUUCGUUCUGGUAAACAAGACCAAGUUCACAAUAGUAUUGUAACUACUAUGUUGGCAAUGAUGGAUGGUUUGGAAAAUCGUGGUGAUGUUAUUGUUAUUGGAGCUACAAAUCGUAUAGAUUCUAUUGAUCCUGCUCUUAGAAGACCUGGAAGAUUUGAUAAGGAACUUUACUUUCCUCUUCCAACAGACAAAAACAGAUUACAGAUUUUACGUAUAAUAAUAUCCAAGUGGAAAAAUCCACUUUCAGAUGAAUUGUUAAAAAAAUUAGCUGAAGAAACUGUUGGUUAUACAGGUGCUGAUUUGAAUUCUUUGUGUUCCGAAUCAGUAUUGCAAGCAUUAAAUCGUACAUAUCCACAAAUUUACAAAACAUCUAAUAAAUUACUUUUAGAUCUUAACAAAAUCCAGGUUAUAUUUGAAGACUUUGAAAAGGCCAUGAGUAAAAUUAUACCAACUACAGAGCGAAAUGUUGUACUUAAUCCUAAAAAACUUCCAAGUAUUUAUCGCCCAUUAUAUGAAAACACACUGCAAGAUUUGAUAUCUUAUAUUAGUAAACUAUUUCCUGAACUCAAUUCACCAUCAAACCAAAGACUGAGGGUUGCAAAAGCUCCACGCCUGCUGGUACACAGCCUUUCUGAUUCAAAAAAUGUCUUAGUUGUUCCUGCUCUUUUACAACACUUUGAAAACUGUUAUAGACAUACACUAAGCUGUGUUACAAUAUUUAGUAAUCCAGCUUAUUCUCCUGAAGAAGCCAUUGUUCAGAUCUUCAAAGAGCUUCCUAAACAUCUUCCUGCAAUUUUAUUUAUUCCAAAUAUCGGUGAAUUUUGGACCAGUUUAUCAUAUCCAUUACAAAAGUUAUUCUCAGAGUUAAUGGAUUCAAUGGAUAUAACUCUUCCUGUAUUAACAUUUGCAACAUCACUCUAUGAUAUUAAGGAUUUACCAAAUGAAGUAUUAGAUAUAUUUUCAGGUGAAAAACGAAAAUAUUCAAUUCCUAAUCCAUCAGAGAAUUCUAUACGUGCAUUAUAUUCUAUAUUAAUUGAUAAGGCCCUUACACCGCCUGUAAUCAUUGAUCAACAAUCUUUAGAAGAACUUCCUAUUGCUCCUCCUCCUAGUCCUACAAAAUUAAGUGAAACUGAAUUAAAAAAUAUUAUUUCUCAAGAAGAAAAUACAUUGAGAGAACUGAGAAUAUUUUUACGUGAUAUUUGUGCCAAACUAGCUCGUAAUAAACAAUUUUUCAUGUUUACAAAGCCAGUUGACAUUGAAGAAGUGCCAGAUUAUUUGGAAAUCAUCAAAGAACCUAUGGAUUUAGAAACGGUUAUGAGUAAAAUAGACAAACAUUGUUAUAUUUGUGCGAGAGAUUUUUUAGAUGAUAUUGAUCUCAUUGUACGAAAUGCAUUGGAGUAUAAUCCAGAUAAAAGUGCUGAAGACAAGCACAUUAGACACAGAGCUUGCUCUUUAAGAGAUAAAGCUUAUGCAUUUAUCAAAGCAGAAAUGGAUUCAGAUUUUGAAGAUACAUGUCGAGAUAUAAGAGAUAAACGUAAAAUACGUAAUGCUACUGAAAUUGAACAAACAUGUGUUCCUGAUUUUGUACACACUAUCAAAAAAGAGCAACAAAUAAUUGAAAAAGAUGAUCAUCUUGAAGAUAAUUGUAGCCGAAGGAAAAAGCGUCGUAAUAUGUGGCAAAAAGGAUUAACCCCCAAAAAGAAAAGAUACUCAAAAAAUUCUAAAGAUCAUGAUGACAAUUCAGUUAACGAUAACUCUAGUCAUCCGACAAUUAAUGGAUUUGAUAUUAAUGGAAUCGAUGAAAGCAGUAAUGAUAGUAACCAUUCUAUGGUAUGGGUAGAUCGAUCAACUUCACCUAGUCCUAUACCUAAUGAAAUUAAUCAUGUUGAUUUAUUACCAGAAAAUUCAAAACAAGAAUUGAAAAUUGACAAAAAUAUGUUUGAAAUACUCUUGCAUGACGAUGUGAUGAAAUUUUGGGAUGAAAUCCAAAAUUGGAAAAUUGAUGAUGGAAUUAUAGAUUUAUUUUCAUUACUAGACAAUAAAAUUAGCCUAUAUUUAGAAAAAUGGGAUCGAACAACUUUAAUUUUGGAGUUGAAAACAGAAUUUGAAGAUUUUAAAAUAAGAUAUGUUGAAGAAAAUAUGGAGAAAAAAAAAUAA